UGUUGUUCUUUCAUGUCGAUUAGCUGGUUAUUGAGGUACAGCUCGGAAUUGUACUGAUGGAACUGAAGGGCUCGUGAACAUUUGAGUUCUGCUUCUUGGACUUUUCUUUUGGGGAGUUUCCUUUUUCAUCGUAUAGAAGCAAAACGUAAGUGAAAUAUAACGGCGUUGGUAAACGGCGCUCCGUCGAGAAGAUGACGGCGUCAGAUGCCGUUACGAACUGCCGGGGAAGCGUGAGAGUGGCGACAAAAGGGCGAAGGGCGUGCUAGGACGGGCGGGGGGCGGGGGCCCACCGCACGGGAAACAGCGCUCUGCCACCUGUCAGAUCGGGAUCGCAAACCGAGGAGGGGGAUGGCGCGCACGUGAGGUACAGCUUCCCCUCGCGAGAGUUUCCGUUCUCACGUGUGAAGUGCCGCGCCGCACCCCACCCCACCCCCUACUGUGAUAACGACGCACGCACCAUCCACGCCUCACAUGCGCUGCGACACAGGGAUGUUUGCUGUGUUUCAGGAAAUAAGUUCAGGGAAGUCUGUUACUGCAGGUCUCAGAAAGGUGACAGACGACAUGAAGAGCAAGAAUAGAAGUGACACAGCUGGCGUCGUUAGUGCGUCUGAAAAAGAAACCGUGUCUGGCCGUUCUUCCAUCUCAAAAAGAAGCACACCGAAAUUCGAGCUUCAAAUAGGUCGCAAAUGGGCAGUUGAGAAUCAGGUUGGAGAAAAGAACUUGGUUAUUGAUGAUUGUGAUGCAAAACAAUCUGUUUAUGUUUAUGGAUGCAAAAAUAGUGUAUUGCAAGUCAAGGGAAAGGUGAACAACAUAACCAUAGAUAAAUGCACUAAAAUGGGGAUCCUCUUUAAGGAUAUAGUUGCAGCUUGUGAAAUUGUGAACUGCAACAGUGUUGAGGUGCAAUGUGAGGGCUCAGCGCCGACAAUAUCAAUAGACAAUACAUCAGGUUGCCAACUUUAUCUGGGCAAAGAUUCAUUGGAGACUUCUAUAACAACUGCUAAAUCAAGUGAGGUUAAUGUUCUGGUUCCUGGUGCAGGCCCUGAUGGUGACUGGGUUGAGCAUCCGCUGCCGCAACAGUUUGUUCAUACUUUCAAAGAUAGACAAUUCACAACUUCACCGGUUUCCCAUUCCGGCGGGUAAUCGAUUUCACUACACACCUCGAUUCCUGCUACAUUUCGUCGGCCUUUUUAGAAUAUCAGUGCACGCUAGCUAAUGAACAUUUUCGAGUUUUUCUGUUUAGGUUGAUGUAUUGUUUGAUAAAGUAAUUGGCAUGUUUCAAUAGUAUAUGGUGUAAUUUGCUUGAUCUAUCACUUU
Messenger RNA from Ananas comosus (pineapple), 1314 nucleotides. RefSeq names its product cyclase-associated protein 1-like. Gene Ontology annotation, molecular function: actin binding; adenylate cyclase binding. Gene Ontology annotation, cellular component: cytoplasm. The record is from RefSeq and is a predicted model, not a curated record. The transcript is spliced from 7 exons. NCBI's taxonomy places the organism in Eukaryota, Viridiplantae, Streptophyta, Magnoliopsida, Poales, Bromeliaceae. The coding region runs from base 472 to 1140 and encodes 222 amino acids. Gene Ontology annotation, biological process: regulation of adenylate cyclase activity; cytoskeleton organization.